UUUCCUCUACACACCACUGCCGAUAAGCUGCAUCUGCUCCACGCCACGCACAUCUCCAAUCUCUACACAGCCGUUGUCAGCCUUGCCGAUUUAUAAACGAAGAUCCAGCGCAAGUUUGGCCAGACAUUGCAUGGACUACUACCAGUGUUCAAUCGAAGCGUUGCGCCAAGAACUGCAACGGCGUGACUACACAUCAUACGGCAGUCACGACCAGCUCAGCGAGGGUCUUAGAGCAGACGAUGACGAACGAGGGUCUGAGGCAACAACAGUGAUGACAGAGCAUCCUACGGCAUUCGCACCGCGCGAGGUCAACCUGAUGCAGACAGUCGAGUUCGGCCAGACAGUUCCAGCAAACCAGCUGGUAAACCAGAGUGCGUGCAGUUGCGGCAGACGACUAUGACACGACUACUGACUGCAGGGCAGGAAUCAUGUAUUGGAAUCUAAACACGUUCUUUCCCACUCUCCAGCUCUUUUUCGAAUCCGGUCUCUCGUGUACGAUCGAUGGUGGCCAGCUAUCAGGCGCCCUUAUUGGCCUUGACUCAAGACUUCGGUUUCGCCUCACGGAUUGUACACACGAGGAACAGGGUCGAGUUACCAAAGGCAUGCUGCCGGAAAAGUUUGCACGUUCGGGCGCUGAUAUUAGGAUACUGGAAGCUACGGUUGCACAACGGACAAGCAUCGCGAUGAAGCCUACAGCACCAACGUGCCAGCUUCUUACGCCGAAGGCUCAGGGCCUGGACAUUGUACAUGAAGUCCAUACAGUGAUCGGGCUGCGACUGAGCGGUAUGAAUGAGAUGGGAUACGUCUGGGCGAGGGCCGAGAUGCUGUCAAGGAUGGCUGAAGGGCGCAUAUGGGGCGACGUAAGACUCGCUGGCCUGAGGAACGACGUUCCAGCCCCGUUCUUGGGUCUCGCAGCUGACUUCCCGAAGCCGGGUGGCGAGCUGAGAGUGGUGGAGAAGGGAAGCAUGAUUAAGCUGCCAGCAACGAUUCCCGGUGGUCUUGACAAUCGAGGACGGCCGUGGAUAUGAGCAGCUGGCUUGACGUCCGAACUGAGAGUUACUUUUGCACAUUGCAUGUUGGUAAUGCUUGAAGAUGUAGGUUUUGCACUCUUUGCCUCUGUCAAUGUCAGCAAGCACCCACGAGGAAUUACACAAGAACAAUGGAUCCGCUGUCCAAACCUGAAAUUUCAUCGAAUGUUGUUUGUCACGCUCUACGUGCUGGUCCCUACCUGGGAACUGUGCUGCAAGUACGGCUAAUGGUCGAAGUUUCAGCUGAACAGGCACGAGCCAGCUAUCAGUCAGCCACAAGAUGGGAUGAAAAAUGUCAGAUACCGGUAACGAGGCCUGUUCUGCAGAAAAUUGUCAAUCGGAGGCUGCGGAG
Macroventuria anomochaeta is the source of this 1380-nucleotide messenger RNA. RefSeq lists its product as uncharacterized. The coding region runs from base 429 to 1028 and encodes 199 amino acids. Lineage: Eukaryota; Fungi; Ascomycota; Dothideomycetes; Pleosporales; Didymellaceae. The record is from RefSeq and is a predicted model, not a curated record. The transcript has a single exon.